AGAAUUUGUUAAUAUGCGUGUCUAACUCAAUAGUCGAGGAGUAACAAGAGAGGCAUUUUUUCUCGUUGAUGUCAAACUUCAAGGUAAGUUGUCAGAAUCAAUCAAAACAAGGGGGAAGAAGAAAUGGUCAAAGUCCUAAAAAAGAGACGAGUGAAGUUCGCUUGUGAAUAGGAAGAACAAAGACAGAAAUCUGCGGGCAGAAAAAAGAGGGGGAAAAAGGAAGGGAAGAAGAGAAGGAAGAAGAGAAGGAAGAAGAAGAAAGUGCCAUGGGCGAUCUACUCUCAUGGCUAUUCUCCUUCUUCCUUCUCGUUUCUGUUCUUGGUACUAUCCUCUACCAGCUCAUGUGCUUGGCAGAUCUUGAACAGGAUUAUGUCAACCCUUAUGAUUCAGCAACACGGAUUAACAGAAUAGUGGUGCCAGAAUUUGCUCUUCAAGGAGCCCUGUGCUUCCUACAUCUUGUGACAGGGCAUUGGUUGAUGUUUCUGAUAUGUCUGCCAUACUUGUACUAUAACGUCCAAGUCUAUACUGAACGCUGCCACUUGGUAUAUGUAACUGAGAUUUUCAAUCAGCUUCCGUGGGAAAAGAAGAUCCGGUUGUAUAAGCUUGGAUAUCUUGUGAUACUUCUUGCCUUUUCGAUAUUCUGGAUGGUUUGGAGUAUUGUGGAUGAAUGAAGUACGGUGGAUUGCUUCUAUCAAUGAGGGUUUGAUCGAAUGAAGAAACUGGGAUUGUUCUGGCACUAGCACGGUGAAGCUGGCCGUCUGACAUCUAUCGGUUUACUAAGUUAAUCAUGCCAUAAACGAAUUGUGAUGAUGGCUUUAUGGAAUUAAUCUAAUUUGAAGGAAGAGUUGGAAGUUCUCAACUAGCUGGGAAACAUACACACACUUUUAGCUCUAGUCAUUUUUCUCUUUUUUGGUAGGUUAACUUUAUGAUGCCCUUUAAGCAUCUAAUUUAUUGGGCAAUAGGCAUAGAGUUGAACUUACGUAAAUCAGAAUAGUGUUGUGAUCUUAUAUCAUAAUGUCUUAGCAAAUGAUUUACUGAAUGUACUAUUUCCAGUGGAGAUCAAUGUUUAAUUGUAGAAAUGUUGUCACA
Messenger RNA from Capsicum annuum, 1089 nucleotides. RefSeq names its product protein cornichon homolog 4. The coding region runs from base 267 to 671 and encodes 134 amino acids. Gene Ontology annotation, biological process: vesicle-mediated transport. The record is from RefSeq and is a predicted model, not a curated record. The transcript has 5 exons. Lineage: Eukaryota; Viridiplantae; Streptophyta; Magnoliopsida; Solanales; Solanaceae.